This is a messenger RNA of Armigeres subalbatus, 943 nucleotides long. RefSeq lists its product as uncharacterized. Gene Ontology annotation, molecular function: ligand-gated sodium channel activity. The transcript has 4 exons. Gene Ontology annotation, biological process: sodium ion transmembrane transport. The record is from RefSeq and is a predicted model, not a curated record. Bases 134 to 943 code for a protein of 269 amino acids. NCBI's taxonomy places the organism in Eukaryota, Metazoa, Arthropoda, Insecta, Diptera, Culicidae. Gene Ontology annotation, cellular component: plasma membrane.
CCCACAUUCAUCACCCAAAUUCGCAACUGCUCAAAAGGCCAAAUGGCACCAAAACUAGGAAUAAAGUUCGCGGCCCACAAAAAUAAGUCUUCGGCUGGCCAGGAUAGGAAGUUGUAUGAGUGGGGAAUGAUGAAUGAAUGCUAAGCCGCUUAUCAGUACUGGCACUACUCUUUACUUGGAACUGACACCAACCGUUACCGAGCUGGGGUUGUGCUUGUCGGUCAACUCCAAGGUAGCCGAAUACAACUCCUAUCACUACUGGAACAACCACAGAUGGGACCUCAUUCCAAGCAAACCAACCGUAGUGGUGCACCCUUUAGAUGGGGAAGUCUAUGGGCAACUGAUCAAGCUGGAAAACUCAUACGAGGUGUACUUUCACGGGUACAUGGAAGUCCCGGAGAUCUCCAAACGAAGAUACUCAUUUUUGGAAGCGUUUUAUACAACCGUGGAACUUCACGCGCUGGAAAUUAAGACAUCGCCAAAAGCCGUUGAUUUGUCCGUCUCACAACGCAAAUGCCGUUUCACCCACGAAGCUGAUGUUCUACAUUUCAGUCCCGUAUAUAGCUACAAUCUGUGUCGGAUAGAGUGUCGAAUGAGACUAGCAAUGAAAAUAUGCGGAUGCGUUCCGCAUUUUUACCGACAUGUUGCAAUUAAAACUCGCACCCAGCGUGCGAACAGCAUGCGAAUUUCCUCCCCUCCACGGACGCCUUUCCAGCAACCAUCAACCCGCUGGAAGCCGGACGAUCCACCAACAUAUCGUCCGGGCGAGGCCCAGGGGACCUCCACUUGGACAGGGUCCGUAAUUCGGUCCGUUUAUUCCACCACCAACCGCCAUCACAAGCUGCCACCGCGUGUCGCCAUCGCUGCAUCGUCGCUGCUUGAGCAGAGAAGCCAACCGUCAUCAACCAAGCAGGCGCUUGGUGUCAUCGUCGCCACCCAUUGA